AUGGCUGGUAUUCCCGUGAGAAUAUCAUCGCGUCAUAAUCGGAAAGUAAUUAACCGCAGAAACCUAACUAAUCUUGUUUACGUAAAUAUCGAUAAUGAUCAACUUUGCAAAUUGGGCUCGAACAUGCGAUUUGCUUUAUGGAAUGCUAGAUCUAUUAAUAAGAAAGCUGCAAUUAUAUGUGACAUAAUUCAGUCUAAUAAACUAGAUAUCCUUGCAGUAACAGAGACUUGGAGCAACAAAAAUAAAAAGUUUUCAUCGGCUGCUGAAGUUCUGAAUACAAUCAGAGACUUUGCGGUUUUAGAAGCGCCAAGGUUAACUGGUAGGGGUGGUGGUUUGGCUGUGUUUUUUCGGAAGAGUCUUAAAAUAACCAAAUACACCGACAUAACUUUUCAAUCUUUUGAACAUCUAGAUUUAUAA
Paramuricea clavata is the source of this 417-nucleotide messenger RNA. NCBI's taxonomy places the organism in Eukaryota, Metazoa, Cnidaria, Anthozoa, Malacalcyonacea, Plexauridae. The record is from the annotation of a GenBank genome assembly.